This is a messenger RNA of Porites lobata, 1440 nucleotides long. Lineage: Eukaryota; Metazoa; Cnidaria; Anthozoa; Scleractinia; Poritidae. The record is from the annotation of a GenBank genome assembly.
AUGGACACCCUUGAUGAUGGCCACCUCGAGGGGUUACGUAACUGCAGAAUGAUAACUUUCCUUAUUGAGCAUGGCGCUUAUAUAGAUCUUCAAGAUUCAAUUGGGCGCACAGCCCUUCACUAUGCUAUGUUUAAAGAUGAAAAGUGUUUCCUUGGGUUUAAACACGAGGAGGUUUCUAAACUUUUAGCUGCUGGAGCAUCCCAUUUGCGUGACAAUUCAGGAUUGACACCUCUUCUGCGAGCUAGUGAUAAAUGCAAUGUUUUAAUGGUAGAGCAUUUAAUAAAGCAACCGGAAAUAGCAAAAGAGCAAAAAAUAGAUGCGCUAGAGCUUCUUGGAGCUUCACUUGCUUUAGCGCCGCACAAGGAGUUUCCAUUUUAUGAUGUGAAGGAAGGUUUCGAGUACAUCAAACAUGGCAUGAGAGAAAGGUUUGCUGAUCCUUCCCAUCCAUUGUUGAAACAGCAAAUGGAACCUGUUGAAGCUUAUCAGAAUAGAAAGGAGAGUCAGACCCUUGGGGAACUUGCUGAGAUAAAGCAUAACAGGGAUGCUAUCAUCAUGGAAAGCCUGAUUAUUAGAGAAAGAAUCCUUGGAACAAACAGUCUAGCAGUACUUCCACAAAUGAGAGCUGCUGCUUUUUAUUACUUAAUCGGAAGUAAUCUUCAUCUUUCUUUGUUGUUGCUCAGAAAUGUAAUCAAAAUAGCCCUGAAUUUCAAUCUAAAAGUAUUACCUUUCUCACGAUCAGUGAUCUUGCGUCUACAGUGGAUAUGGUCUGAUGAUCUUGUAAAAGAUGAUAUUUUUGUGAAAACAUUUGACCAAAUAGUUAUUGUUUCUGAACAUGAGAUGCAUAGAAAGAUGAUGGAAAAAGAACAGGAUCCUGCUAAGUGCCAGGUAUACAUUUACUACCUAAGGGACCUUGUUUGGAUGAUCAGUAAGUUAAACUGCAGCAGAGUUGGCAAACUGUCAUGUGUGUCACCAUUUUUGAAAACUCUUUGUAAGUUAAAUCCUUGUGAUCUUUCUGGGAAAAGUUUGUUGCACAUGUUUGCCAUAUUUCACUGUACUGAUCACUGCAAUGUUUCCUACACUGAUGCAACAAAGCUUCUUGUAAAUGCAGGAUUCGAUGUAAGCAGUACUGACAGUAAUGGAAAUACUGCACUUCACACAAUUGCGUGUAUAUCUCCCUACUGUUACUCAAAUGGGACUCAUAUUCGUAUUACCGACAUGUUGCAGGUUUUGAUUGAUGAAGGUGCUCAUCAUGAUUUUGUCAACAAUGAUGGUAGAACGCCCAUGGACAUGGCUGAAACUGUUGAAGCUCGCAUUAUUCUUACUGAACAGAAACGAAAACUAGAAUUACAGUGUAUUGCUGCCAAAGCUGUCAAAAAGCUUGGAAUCUCUUAUCAGGGGGUGGUACCCAAAACACUGGAGAAAUACAUCAGUAUGCAUUGA